CUAGGAUGCGUAUUUAACCACUCUGACGCCCGAACAAGAGACUACUUUAUCCAGCCAGUUCUUGCAGAAUCUGAGACAAGCUCUAUCUUCCCCUUCUACGAGUGCAUUGCCGUCACUGCGUGGCUGGCAAUACUACUACGACCUCAUUCUGAGAUGGCAGGCGCGGCGAAAUAUCCUGAUUCAGCCUCAGAAUGGCUACCUUAUCGGUCUCUCAUUACUCGUCUUUGGAUGGACGAGAACUUGCCCUUGCGGAAAAUCAUGGAGAUCAUGGAAACUCAGCAUGGUUUCAAAGCAACGAUCAAAAUGUAUAAGUCCAAGCUUAGUGCUUGGGGUCUUUGCAAGCACAAUAAGUUGGAUGACGUGCGCGAGAUUCUUCAACGGCGAGAGAGACGGAAGGCUCUUGGAAAGAAGUCAAUCUUUAUUCUUCGAGGGCGCCCUGUCGACAUGGCCGAUAUUGAACGAUAUGCGAAACGCAAAGGGCUCAAUGUGAGUUUGGAAGAACCUACAACAGCAAAAUCAACCCAGGCACCUUACCUUGUGUGUUGGACUCCGCCACCAACGCCGUCGCCUCUGGAUGCGCCCACCUCAUUGCAAAACGUGGAACACUUCUUACAAUCUUUCAAUGCCUUUGUGCAAGAGUCUCUACGAUCAGGAGCAUGGAGCUUAGCAAACGAGUUUACAGGAUUCGCAUGCAUACGGGGCCCUACGUAUCCUACAAACGCGCGAGAUGGAUUCUUCUUGUCCAUGGAAAGAGGCAUUCAUAGGUAUAAAUGGGGAGAAAUGACACAAGCCUAUCGUCAGUGGCGGCUCGGAUUUUCCAGACUGCCCAGUAUUGUGCGCACCCAAAACCCCUCUCAACUACUCUGUCUACUUGAGCUCGUGGCUCGCUUGGCCAGAUGCAAGCAGGAAGUUGCCGCCUUGUUGCUGCGCUUCUUGGGCGACCUUGUCAAGAAUGAGCAAAACUUCUCCGACACUCGGUUGUCAAUGAUCAGAGGUCUAAGUCGACUCGAAACGGGAAACUUGACUGCACUUGUGGCAGCAUGUUACGAUUGUUGCCGAGAAGCCUUCUGUAACCGCUUUUCUAGUGACUCGUUCUUUCUACUGGAUUCCGAAACUCUCCUCACGACCUCUGGCACGGCUUCAGCCAAAGAUGCGCACGUCGCGAACUUACGACUUAACGACUGCAUCUCGGGCCAUGAAAUCGACGACUACAAAGCAUUACGAUCUGCAAGGGCCCUCAUGGGGCUUUUGAUGGCCGCUGAGAAACAUAAAGAGGCAGAAUCUGUUGCCUUGAACUGCCUCACAAGAAUGCAUCAGAUGCGCUAUGACGAAGUUGUGGGAGGUGCGUUUUCGCACAUAUACGGUAACCUCGUGCACCUCUACCUAUCAGAAAAGAAUUACGAGAAAGCUUAUCACAACAUGGUCAUGAGGGUCGAGAAUUACUUCGAUAUGUUGGUAUAUCGGAGGGAUCUCCUCGACGACUUUCUCGUUGGGGCGUACUCUCAGCUUGAGUGGCUAACCCGCAAGCUGGGUAGAGAUGGCGAUGCAGACAGAUGGAACCGUGAAUACCACAUCCUCAAACCUCGAACAGAUCGUUUCGCCGAGAAUGAGCUCUCGUGUCUGGAGGCGGCACUUAGCAAGAGCCUCGGGCAACCAUGCGAGCCCGUCGGUUUCGCAGAACAUCAGUGGCUCUCCACUCCCGAAUCGCCACUGGAGACGGAUAUUGAAGGAAGUUUGGCUGCUCCCCCGUGCGAGGGUCACGUCGUCGAUGAGCAGAAGACCGCGAGCAGAUCGUUUCCUACUCUACAGAGAUGGGGAGGUAGAGUCGACGGGCGGGUCGCAUCCCUGAUAUGCACUAUGACCCGAUAA
This is a messenger RNA of Cladophialophora immunda, 1869 nucleotides long. RefSeq lists its product as uncharacterized. The record is from RefSeq and is a predicted model, not a curated record. The transcript is spliced from 2 exons. Bases 154 to 1869 code for a protein of 571 amino acids. Lineage: Eukaryota; Fungi; Ascomycota; Eurotiomycetes; Chaetothyriales; Herpotrichiellaceae.